AUGGAAAAUUACCGAAAAAUUGAGAAAAUAGGCGAAGGAACUUAUGGCAAAGUAUAUAAAGCUAAAGAUCGUAGAAAUGGACAAUUAGUAGCCAUCAAGAAAAUUUUAAUCGAAAAAGAUGACGGCAUUCCGUGCACAGCUGUAAGGGAGGUAGCUUUGUUGAAGGAACUCAAGCAUGCUUCCAUUGUAGAACUUUUAGAUGUUAUCAUAACGGACACAAAUAUCUACUUGGCAUUUGAAUAUUUAGACUUUGAUUUGAACAAAUACAUGAAAAAAUAUGAGAAUGGCUUACCUCCAAGAUUAAUACAAAGCUUCAUGAAGCAAUUAUUAAAAGGAUUGGUUCACUGUCAUGUCAGAAAAAUUGUUCAUAGAGAUUUGAAGCCCCAGAACAUUCUAGUGGAUAAAGAAGGAAAUGUGAAAAUUGCAGAUUUUGGCUUAUCUAGAAGUUUUGAGGCACAGCUGGAGACAUAUACACAUGAAGUUGUCACUUUGUGGUACAGAUGUCCUGAGAUACUAUUGGGUUGUAAAGUUUAUGGUUUUGGGGUAGAUAUUUGGAGUCUUGCUUGCAUAUUUGUAGAAAUGUUCCAGAAGAAAACAUUAUUUCGAGGAGAUUCAGAAAUAGGCCAACUGUUUCAAAUAUUUCAUGCACUUGGCACACCAAAUACAGAGAGCAACCCAAACCUCUUAAAGUUGCCUUAUUUUAAUGUUACGUUUCCAAAAUGGCCCAAGAAACCUUUGUCAGACAUCAUACCAGGACUUCCAACAGAAGCCUAUGUUAUGCUUGAAAAGAUGUUACAAUAUGAACCAAGUCAAAGAAUAACAUGCGAAGACGCCCUCAGAGAACAAUAUUUCCAAACGACAUAA
Helobdella robusta is the source of this 864-nucleotide messenger RNA. RefSeq lists its product as hypothetical. Bases 1 to 864 code for a protein of 287 amino acids. Gene Ontology annotation, cellular component: nucleus; cytoplasm; cyclin-dependent protein kinase holoenzyme complex. The record is from RefSeq and is a predicted model, not a curated record. Gene Ontology annotation, molecular function: cyclin binding; cyclin-dependent protein serine/threonine kinase activity; ATP binding. Lineage: Eukaryota; Metazoa; Annelida; Clitellata; Rhynchobdellida; Glossiphoniidae. The transcript is spliced from 8 exons. Gene Ontology annotation, biological process: regulation of G2/M transition of mitotic cell cycle; G1/S transition of mitotic cell cycle; protein phosphorylation.